This is a messenger RNA of Polypterus senegalus (gray bichir), 1649 nucleotides long. RefSeq names its product leukemia inhibitory factor-like. The transcript is spliced from 3 exons. Gene Ontology annotation, biological process: immune response. The coding region runs from base 21 to 638 and encodes 205 amino acids. Gene Ontology annotation, molecular function: cytokine activity; leukemia inhibitory factor receptor binding. Gene Ontology annotation, cellular component: extracellular region. The record is from RefSeq and is a predicted model, not a curated record. NCBI's taxonomy places the organism in Eukaryota, Metazoa, Chordata, Cladistia, Polypteriformes, Polypteridae.
AGCAACAGAGACUCCAGAGUAUGGAUCCGAUUUCACUUAAGUCAACAGCAGAAGUGCUGGGUACACUAUUUUCAAUACUACUCAUGAUUCCCAAGUCAACAAGUGUACCAGUUUAUACAGAAAGCCCCUCUUGUGCCAACAUCAGUACAUCCAGCUUCUGUAGAAACAGUGAAAAGCUGAGCAGAAACAUGGCAACUUUUCUGAGGGGCAAAACACAGAGCCUCCUACCAACCUAUCUAUCUUUGCAGAGCUCACCAUUCAGUGACAACAAUGGAGACCAGUGGUGCAACAUGCUGGAAGAACGGUUUACCCUUCCUGUGGACAGAGACAUUGGACGGUUGAACCAAAUUCAAAAUGUGCUAGGCUUCAUCAAUGCUAGCCUAUUGGCGAUUGCUGAAGAGCAGGAAAAUCUAAACCCAAAUGUAACAAGUCUGCACAAGGAGCUGAGAAGCAUAGCCAAGCGUACAGUGAGCCUGAUUGCCAGCACUGCUUGCCUCAUGUGUAAACGCUACCAAAUAUUGAUAGCGAUUGAUGUGCCAGAAUUGCGUCGCCCUCCUGGGAUUUUUGAUCAGAAAAGAUGGAGCUGCUCAGUGCUUAAAAGGUCCAUAGGAUUUUUCUCUCCAAAUCUCCUGGCAUGAAAAAUCUCUUUGAUCUCAAGCUUCACUCGACUUUGUUCUAUAAACUGUUGUCUUCACAUGGAUGGAUCCAUACACAGAUUUUGGUACUGGAGUGCAAAACGGAAUUGAGUAGGGAAAUAAGCUCUGAUGAAGUUGUAUUUUAAAAAAGCUGCACAAUGACAGACUAAAUUUUUACAGCUGAAGCACAAAAAGGAUGUAAGUGAACAGUUUUUCCACCAUAGGCUGAAACAUGUUUCAGUCCUUUAAAGGUACAACAUCUUGCAGGAGGCAACUGCUCAACAGUGGUGUGCCCAGUUCCGUAUCUGAAUAUCUGUGACUGAUUCAUAUAAGCAGGGCAAGGGAAUUUUAGAAAACACAGAAGCAGGGUUAUUGGGGGGUGAAGAAAAAAACAAAAAAUAACCAAAAUGUCUAGCCUCAGCUUACACACAUCAGAGUAACGGAGUAUGUCUUUGUUCUUAAUCAAUGAACAUAUUUAGAUAAAUGCAAAACAGAAUGCUAGAAAGUUAAAAAAAAAAAAAAUGCUGAACAACCUAAAGUUACUCUAAUUCCUGAAACUAAACAGAUAAGCUAUAUUUCCAUAUAUUUUUUUUUAACACCAAAGCUGACUGUGAUCACAUUACAAGGCACGUUUUAAAUUAAGUUUAAAUAUACUGACCAUUAACCAGAAUCACAGAUAAAAUGCAAAAUACUGUUGUUCCAAACAACUGGGUGCCAUCUCAUCAUGGUUAACAUCCACCAGAGAAUGAUUCCAUCCAAAUGCAAGGCAGAAUCAAACACAAAAAGAAUAAUCAGUGUAUUUUUAGAUGACUACAAAUAUAGCAGCAUGUAGAAAUAUAAAUUGUUAUAAACAUAAUGCAAUUAUACAGUUAACAAUUCCCUUGCUUGGCACUACUGCUUUGCAGUAUACCAACAAAAAAAACAUACUUCCAGGCAUGUGUAACUAGACACAUUAUUCUAACUGCACGUUUUUUUUAAAGAAUCUGACAUGACUCCACUGGGCCCUUGAGCAAA